UAAUAUCUUGGGCAUCUAAUUCGUUUCGUGGGGAAUUCCGUGUCAUUCACAAUGACGCACAUAUCUACGAUAGCCGGCGAGUACAUAUAUAAUCCCUACAACGGAGCACCGGAGAUCAGUCCUACUUCAACAACGUGCGGCGAACUUACUCCAAAUUUGUGACCACAGUAUCAUGAAAAGUGAAAGACUCGUUAUUUUUGUCCUAACAAUUGUCUGUUGCAUCUAUAUUACAGCAGCCAAAGGUAAAGGAGGUAGAAGAGGAGGUGGUCACGGAGGUUUUUUCAAACGUAUUUUCGGAAGUAGCAGUAGAACACAUUCUACAAAUAGCCAUACUCCCACUCACAGUCAGAGCUAUGACAGUUAUGGUUCAACACAUAGUAACGGACAAAGUAAUGGUGGAAGCUAUUCCAUGAAUUAUGGAAUUGGUGGAUUGAAUAGUGGUCAUAGCUACGGGUCUGGGAAUCCUCUGUCGUUUGGAUCCGCCAGCAGAAAUUAUGGGACAGAAUCAUCUGAUCAACAUCUAGGAUCUGAUGGGGUUUCAACACCAGAAUCGAUUGACGUGAACGACCCUCCUCCGGAUAUAUUCAAUAAUAAGGACACCGGCUUGGUAUUCAGAAGGCAUGAACAUAACGAUGAUUUAUUUCCUAUACUAGACGCAGAGGCGUUAAGCCGUUGGUGGAAUGGUGAAGCUUCAAAUUCAGAAGGUCUAUUCAAGCUAGUUAAAAUUGAAAGACCCGGGCCAGACUUGGGUUGGAGUCGUGGAGUAGUACAGGAUAUAAAUGGAGCGGAAACACACUCAGAAAAGACAUCGACUCCAGUGACCCCGAAAUCCGACUCGACACUCCAAUCAACGGAUGCCCCAUCACCUCUACGACCUAGCUCACUUAUUGGACUUCCUUCCACCAUGACCGAGGAUGCGGGUGAUCAUAAACCGGUGCAUCCUCCCCAGCUAGGACAAAUAGGAGACAGCAAUAGCACUCCCGAGAUACCAGUAUCUCCCAUUGAAUACGAUAUUUCUGAAGAAGAGUUGAUGAACCUGACAGAAGCCCUGUUCACCAGGAAGGAAUCAACAUUGAAGGACUACUGCAUAGUGAAUUUGCAGAACCAGGUGACAUCGGAAAAUUCUACAGAUCAGGCAUCAGGCCCGUUGAUGUAUACAUCAAUGGAUUUGUAUGACCUACCAACCGUCAGGGCACUUCACAAAAUGUUCAAUAAUUACGAAAUCAAUUCGACCCUGACGGAACCGAUUACAACUGAACAGCAAAACAGGGAAAAUGUGCUCGUGGAUACCUUCCUCAAGACAACUCCCAUGAAAGACGCGAUGAACUGGCUAGCAAGCAAGGAUUAUUUUGGACCGACUGAGGCUGAAAUGCUAGAAGUGCUGCGUAGCAUUUGGUUCACAAAAAUCGAAGGAACCACCUCCGGAUUUGAGCGAAUAUUUCUCGCCGAAAUUUACCCAGAUUCGAAUUUACUUGGAGGGCAAAAUUGGAUUUAUUUUACAUACGAAGAGUCCUUGAAGAAUAUCAAUUAUAUGGGGUACACUGAAGAGCGAAAUCUGACCGAUAAAGCGAAAUUACUGAGUGUGAAUUUCAGCAUGAGAGACGUAACGAAAAAUAAUUCAACGAUGUUAAUUGGAACGUCUCCGGAAUUCGAAAUGGCCCUGUACACUAUCUGCUUUUACACCAGACCCGACGACUUUUGUCCGAUCUCACUUGGAGGAAAUAAAUUUCAUAUUUACACUCACAGUUUCCAAGACUCCGGAAAGGAUCUCAUCGAUAUUGGGGUUCUUGUCCUUUAGUGGACCCGUUCUUCGUAUAAUUUUGGAAAGUCUGAAGAGCCAAUGUCGGUAUAGGCAGUUCCCCUAUUGGUAUCAAAGCCGUGGGGAUUCUCUACAUAAGAACGCAUUUUUUUAAAGAACAAUGCCAAAGCUUUAGCAACUAAUGUCUUUUAAUUUUCGAAACCGUUAAUUUCCUAUGGUCCCGCCAUUGAAAUUAACUGGUCAGAAAAUAGUUAAACAUUUUUAAGUUAAGAUCGUAUUCCUAUUCUAUUUUUUAUAUGAUAAUGACGAACGAAUAUGAAGGACUAUGUAGCAAACUGAUCAAUCACGUUUUAUAAAACAAUAUUUUCAUCAAUAUUUAACGCUUUUCGAUACACUCAUUACUAAGUAAUCUGAUGGAAACUGUUUUAUUUCCAUUAAACAAUAAAGUCAUUACACGGAGA
Molecule: messenger RNA, 2220 nt
Organism: Diachasmimorpha longicaudata
Lineage: Eukaryota; Metazoa; Arthropoda; Insecta; Hymenoptera; Braconidae
Product: endoribonuclease CG2145-like
Exons: 5
Coding region: 173-1798 (541 amino acids)
Molecular function (GO): RNA endonuclease activity
Source: RefSeq, a predicted model, not a curated record